AUGCAGAUGAUCCUACACUACGGGUAUCACUCUAGGUCCCCCAAACCCAACCUUACGAGCAUGGAGUCAGCCGUCACCGCAGAACCCAAUUGGAGCAGCCCAAGCCUCACCACCUUGCCGCGGGAAAUUCGAACCCAGAUCUAUCGCCAUCUCGUCGUCAGCUCUAAAUCAGUCAAAGUGUGCUAUGAUUACCAUUCCGUAUGGCUAUAUCCGAAAGCCGGGAGGCAAAACAGAGACGUCAGCACUGAGUUCCUUUGCCAUGCGGUAGAGGGUUCCGAAAUUGCAGUUGAGGUCUACGAGGAGUUCUUUCGCAACAACACCUUCGACUGCGGCAGCUGUGAGAAUUUACGACGAUUUUUGACCACUACGACCACCCGCUUCAACCUUUAUAACAAUUUAUUUCCUAAUACGUCGAUUCACGGGUACCUGAAGUUUGAAAAGAAACCGUGGAUACGCAAGGUGCAUACCCCCUAUGACGACGUAUCCUUUGUGUGCCACCGCGACCAACAUCUCAAAUACUUGUUAUAUACAAAAAGUCAAAUCUUGCCUUAUAUUUAUGGAUACAUCUACCCGCCACCAGUGCUUAAUAUCUCUAUACACACCUCAUCCAACGCUAAUCCAAACGUCACUGCAAAAAGUGCUCCACAGAGCAUCGAGAAGGUCAACCUUAGCUGGCAUGGUCAAAGUCUGCAAGCUCACCGUGACCACAUCUCAGUUUCCCGCUUUGACUUUGUUCGAAUGAGAAAUGCUGAUUCAACGAAGAAUGAAGCCAUCAUCGUGCCUCCAGUUGCAGAAACCUCUCCAACGAACCGUGAGCAGCAUUUGACCGAAUCUGGGUGUGGCUUCGUCAAGGCCGAUGCUGACGUGACAGUCAGCGUGCCUUUAAAUCCUUGA
Messenger RNA from Letharia columbiana, 894 nucleotides. RefSeq lists its product as uncharacterized. The transcript has 3 exons. Bases 1 to 894 code for a protein of 297 amino acids. The record is from RefSeq and is a predicted model, not a curated record. NCBI's taxonomy places the organism in Eukaryota, Fungi, Ascomycota, Lecanoromycetes, Lecanorales, Parmeliaceae.